Conger conger (European conger) is the source of this 1717-nucleotide messenger RNA. It is a transcript of the gene rabepk, whose product is annotated as Rab9 effector protein with kelch motifs. Bases 547 to 1590 code for a protein of 347 amino acids. Gene Ontology annotation, molecular function: protein binding. Lineage: Eukaryota; Metazoa; Chordata; Actinopteri; Anguilliformes; Congridae. The record is from RefSeq and is a predicted model, not a curated record. The transcript is spliced from 7 exons.
UCUGGCCAACAGCUAGUUUCCUGACUGAACAUUUGUGUUACAAAAUGCAGUAUGGCUAGCUAGUUACCUGUAGCUAACGUUAUCGCUUUUAUUACGAAUGUCUUGAAAAACAAGAACUCCAAAUUAACUAGGUGGAAUUGAUCAUACUAUUGUAUCGUGUCAACGUAAAUAGCUAGCGUGUGGUCUUUACGUUGUUUUGAAAACAUAUGCUAGAGCAAAGUAAUACAGAGCUAAUGUAAAUUUUGCUAGUAAGUUAGCCUAUAUUUCAUUACUCUAUUAUAAAUAUCCAUUACCUAGCAAAUAAAUAUAGCUUUUAAGUUCGUCAACUUUAUUGGUAUUAAAAACAAGUUCGCUUGCUACUGCUAGCUAGCGUUGAAUCAGUCUUGCCGUUCUUUUAUUGUCAUGGCAACGUUCAAAAUGUUUCAAACCCUCAAGUAACGUUCACACACCCCUUCACAAGAUUUACCAAGCAAAACAAUUAGUUAACAUUAUCCAGAUAUCACAACAGCAGUAUUUGAUGCGUUUGUUCUUCAAUAACAGCUAACAAUGGAAUUUCUUCCUAUCCUUGAACCAGAAGACAAGCCUCGAGAUUCAGUUUGGUACGCUGUGGUGCCCCGAGGAGGGGGUCCUGGGGUUAGUGUGGGUCACACCUGCGCUUACAUUCCGGGCAAGGACUCCGGCAAAGGAAAGAUCCUCAUCGUCGGAGGUGCCAACCCCAAUGGCAGCUUCUCGGAGUCUCACGUCUUGGAUCUUGACCGGCACGAGUGGGACGUCCCAGAGUGGGGGGGCCUGCAGGCGCGGUACGAGCACUGCAGCUUCAGCCCGGAGAGCGCCCCCUGCAGCCUGUGGGUGUUCGCAGGGGCCCAGCAGAGCGGAAACCGCAGCUGCGUACAGGCCUUAAACAUGGAGGGCACUGGGUCAUGGAGGAGCGUGCAGGCCUCAGGCUCCCCGCCCUCAGCCAGAACAUACCACACCAACACUGCCUGUGUGGGGGACAGGCUGUUUGUCUUCUCCGGGGGAGACACGGGGGCCAUGCCUGUCUCUGACCUCCAGCUCCACGUCUUCGACUCAGUGUCCCUGACCUGGUCACAGCCCGAGACGCAGGGCAGACCUCCCUCUCCCAGGCACGGCCACGUGGUGGCAGCAGUGGGCUCCAGACUCUACGUCCACGGAGGGCUCGCAGGAGAAAAGUUCCACAGUGACAUGCACUGCCUGGACACCACGACGCUGAAGUGGGAACGGGUUCGAGCGAAGGGCGACGUCCCGCCAGGCGUGGCCGCCCACUCGGCCGUGACCCUCGGGAAGAGCAUCUACGUCUUCGGGGGGAUGACCCCCGACGGGGCGACCAACACCAUGUACAGAUUCCACACCGACCGACAGCGCUGGACCGUGCUGAAGUUCGAGGGAGACCUGCCCCCAAACAGAUUGGACCAUUCCAUGUGUGUGGUGCCGUGGAGGGUCAGAACGCAGGAGUGUGGAGUGGGAGACCAGGCCUCCGAACCUGAGACUAUCAACCUCUGUUUUAUCUUUGGGGGAAUGGACACCCAUGGCGUGAUUCACAGUGACUGUGUUGCAACUGUGUUGCCCUGAAUGGCGACCACAUGUGUUGCCCUGAAUGGCAACCACGUAUGUCCGCCGAUUGUCUGGAAAUGACGAGUACUGGUGUUUCUUAAAAUGUCUUAAAAUUAUUAUUUCUAAAAUUAAAGCCUAAAACAUA